AUGCAAACCUAGAGUGUGAUGACGCUCCAAGACCACUUUUCCCAUGGUAAAUUCAUGUCUGGAACGCUGCAGAGCAGUCGAGGAGGAUGUAAGUGGAAGAACUCCAGAGGCAGAGCAGAUCCUAUGAAGAUGGGAGGUGUCGCUGCGUCCCUGGAAGUGUCAGAGAGCCCUGGGAGUGUCCAGGUGGCCCGAGGUCGGACAGCAGCACUGCAGUGCUCUUUCUCGACCAGUGCUGCCCUCAUUAACCUCAAUGUCAUUUGGAUGGUCAUUCCUCUCUCUAACGCAAACCAGCCCGAACAGGUCAUUCUCUAUCAGGGCGGACAGGUGUUUGAUGGCGCCCCCCGGUUCCAUGGUAGGGUAGGAUUCGCAGGCACCAUGCCUGCCACCAAUGUCUCUAUCUUCAUCAAUAACACUCAGCUGUCAGAUACAGGCACCUACCAGUGCCUGGUCAACAACCUUCCAGACAGAGGGGGCAGGAACAUUGGGGUCACUGGCCUCACAGUGUUAGUUCCCCCUUCUGCCCCACACUGCCAAAUCCAAGGGUCCCAGGAUAUCGGCAGCGACGUCAUCCUUCUGUGUAGUUCAGAGGAAGGCAUUCCUCGACCGACCUACCUUUGGGAGAAGUUAGACAACACCCUCAAGCUACCUCCAACAGCCACUCAGGAUCAAGUCCAGGGGACAGUCACCAUACGGAACAUCAGUGCCCUGUCUUCAGGCUUGUACCAGUGUGUGGCUUCUAACGCCAUUGGGACCAGCACCUGCCUUCUGGACCUCCAGGUUAUCUCACCCCAGCCCCGACGCACUGGAGUGAUAGCUGGAGCCAUUGGCACGGGUGCAGUCAUUGUCAUUUUUUGCAUUGCACUGAUUUUAGGGGCAUUCUUUUACUGGAGAAGUAAAAACAAAGAGGAGGAGGAAGAAGAAAUUCCUAACGAAAUCAGGGAGGAUGAUCUCCCACCUAAAUGCCCUUCUUCUGCCAAAGCCUUUCACACAGAGAUGUCCUCCUCGGAGAACAACACUUUGACCUCUUCCAAUACCUACAACAGUCGAUACUGGAGCCACGACCUGAAAGUCCCCAGAAAUACAGAGUCGUUCAACAACUUCAGUGACUUGCGCCAGCCUUUCUCCCUCCACUCCGGCAAUGCCAUUAUCCCGUCCAUCUAUGCCAACGGGAGCCAUCUGGUGCCAGGUCCACAUAAGACUCUGGUAGUGACAGCCAACAGAGGGUCAUCACCCCAGAUGGCCCCCAGGAACAAUGGUUCAGUCAGCAGGAAGCCUCGGCCGCAGCAUGCGCCCUCCUGUGCCGUUAGCCAAGCGACCCUGGAGCGCAUCGGAGCAGUGCCUGUCAUGGUGCCCGCCCAGAGUCGGGCAGGAUCCCUGGUAUAGGACCUUUGGGGCUGCUAUGUUCAGGAGAGAAUAAAUGGAAAUGCUUCCAAGCAAAGGGGAGAGUGGGGUGGGCAAGUGCUGGGCAGGUGCCCUUUCCCUGUGGUUAUAUUAACUAGUAAAAAGCACAAAGAAGGUGGUGCUGUUACCUGACCACUGCGAUCCACAUGUGGCGUGGACUUGGGGGGGUGGGGGCCUCUGUCAUGAAGAAUGUUCCCUCACCAUGGUGGUUCUGGGAUUCAGGUAAAAAUGCUGCAUCUCAAAGAUGUGCCAAGCCAAGGAGAAAGAUACAAGAGCAGACUAGCGCUUACAACCCUGACUGUGGUCCACAUGGGCCUGCUCUUUAAUUCUUGCCUAACUUAAUAAUUUUUAAGAGACUAAAGUGCCAGGUGGAGUUCAAAGAAUGAAUCAGAAAGCCUAUGAUGUGUGCGGCCUGCCCCAGUCCUUCUGAUGCCGAGGGGCUUCGGGCUGCAUUAUCUCCAUGUCGGUUCCAGCCGGGGCUGGACCUUUCUCACAGAAUCAAAACUUUUUACACAACAAAACUCAGUGAGAAAUGCUGUGUGUGGUGGGAGGUGGGGGGAUCAAAGGAAACUUCAUGGGGAACCCCUCCAUAUUUAUUUAUUCUUUCUGAACCAUGGAUCUCAUAUUUGGAAUUUUGCUACAUUGACAGUUUCUUGCUUGUCUGGUUAUUAUGGGAUCUGUUAAAGGUCCAUGGUAAUUACUGUUCAUUAUUUCCUGCAAAAAACUUUUUUUUAAAAAGAAAACAAAACAAAAAAAAAUACUUGAGAGGCAUGGAGCUAGGAAAGCACAUGCCACCUUGCUCAGUGAUUGUAUCUCAGGAGUGCAGGCAGAGCUAGGUGGUGUGGGUGACAAGGGAACAGGAGAAGAGGAAGGGCCUCUGCAGCCCCCCAGAGCAAGGCUGUCCAGGGCUCCCUGGCUAUCACAGAGGUCACUAGUAAUGAGGGCAGUGCCGAAGCCAUUUGCAGUGAGGAAGAUAACUCCUUAUCUGACCAGUGGGGUUAGGAGGUUGUUGCACAAGGGCAUGGAAUAGCUUUGUUGUGUGUGUGGUUUUUUUUCUCCCUUCAAAAUAAUUCUUUUUGCAAAAGAGAUAAGAGUUAAACAAAUGGAGUGUCUCCCAGUGUGCUCUUGGCGAGUCUUCCCUGCACCCGAAAGCUCAGGUCCGCCCUUUCUCCCGAAUGCAUUUUGCACCACUGCAGAGGCUUCGUGACGCGGCUCGGGCCUCUGCGCUGCGCCGGCCACCUGCGAACCGCGCUCUGCUCUCUGAGACGCGCAUCUGGCCGCACUUGUAUCGGUGACUAUCUCGCGCCUUAAUCACACUAGCAGCAACCCAUGGUGAUUUUUUUUUUCCUCUCUCAGAUUUGUUUCCUCAGUUACUUACGAUACUGACUCUUUCCUGAGCGUCUUUUUCUUCCUUAGUCUCUCUUCACCACGCUGCUUGCCUUCUUCCUGCAAGCAGUCUUCCCAGGGAACGGCCUCCCCACUUUCUUCAGUUCUGGAACAAAUGGAAACCAUCUGCUGCUGCACACGCUGUCCUUCCAAGGGGGCCACACUCAAGAACUUCACUGCUGUGGCCAUUUUGAUGUUGGGGGAAAGCUGGAUUUACCUUAGUAUUACUUAUUUUGUUCCAUUUGAUGGUUCUUGACUUUGUAAAAAUUUAAAUAAAUGAAUGUCUAUACUUUUUUAUAAAGUGAAAAAUACCAUGUCACAGAGAAAAUACUACCAGAUGCUGUUUAGAAAACACUUAUCUUGCACUUCUUUAUUCUUUCUAAUUAUCUAAAAUUCAAUAAAAGUUUAUUCAUAUAAA
Messenger RNA from Jaculus jaculus (lesser Egyptian jerboa), 3205 nucleotides. RefSeq names its product immunoglobulin superfamily member 11 (gene Igsf11). The record is from RefSeq and is a predicted model, not a curated record. The transcript has 7 exons. Gene Ontology annotation, cellular component: cell-cell junction. The coding region runs from base 19 to 1383 and encodes 454 amino acids. Gene Ontology annotation, molecular function: ionotropic glutamate receptor binding. Gene Ontology annotation, biological process: homophilic cell-cell adhesion. NCBI's taxonomy places the organism in Eukaryota, Metazoa, Chordata, Mammalia, Rodentia, Dipodidae.